GUAAACGGUGAACACGGCCAACGUUAGUAAGUGAAGGCGCGCGCGAGGGUUUCUAGAAAACCGGAAUUUCGGGAAGAGUAAAAGAGAAAAACGUGCAGAAGAAAAGGAAAUCACCAAUAACAAUAAUAAUACCCCACACGAUCGAGAGACCUCUAAAGUUCUCCGCGGAGUCUAAAAAGUGCGUUCUUCAGGCGAAGCUUAUGUGAAUGCUUUGGCUAUAGUGUUUUCAGGUUCUUAUUGAAGUACACACCAAAACAAAAAAAGGAAGAAGAGGAAACCACAAGGUGGUUGUGUUGGUGUGUUCAGCUGAAUCAAGGUUCUAUCUUUGGACCUCUGUGUGUUAUUAUUUUACUGUUUUUGUUGGUGUUGUUGUUGUUUCCCUGCGAGUCCAACUUGCUCGGCACGGUGUCCAAUAAAUCGGUAAUAGUGGAAGUGGCGACCUUUAGGCGACUUUUGUCUUUCUCGAAGGCACAUACGGAGCAACAGGGGAAAAUAAGAUUUCCCGCUGCAGAAGCCGGGCGCGCAUUCUCUCCCUCUCUCAACCAACCUCGUUGAAUCGCUCGCUCUCUCGCGCAGCACAGCUGGGGAUUUGAAACUGCGGUGCGGGCGCCUCUUCCAGCCCCAGGGGGAACACCGAACCAAUCGCGCAUUAGUAUCGACUAGUGGCAGGUGCUGAUAAGACGUCGUCCAGUGCGAUAAAAGCGAAAAUGUCCAGCAAGAAAGACAGUACGGCCUCGAACGGGAGUGCUACAAAGUACGAAGCCCGUUUGUGUCACGUAGUCAAGCGACCGGAUUUCGACGGGUAUGGAUUCAAUCUGCACGCGGAGAAGGGCCGACCGGGUCAGUAUAUUGGCAAGGUCGACGACGGGUCUCCAGCUGAGGCGGCCGGACUGCGUCAGGGCGAUCGGAUCAUAGAGGUCAACGGGACGAAUAUCACCACCGAGACACACAAGAAGGUGGUGGAGCUGAUCAAGGGAGUACUGAACGAGACGAAGCUGCUGGUGAUCGAUCCGCGGGCGGACGCUGCGGAGCUGAAGGCAGCGAUCGCCAAAAGCAAGAACGGCAGCAACGGAGUGGAUGUGAAUGAUAACAGCAAACAACAGCCAGCAGCGGAGGGCGAACACAUGAUGACCAAUGGAACGAAGGAUAGCUUCAACGAGAAUAAGCAUGAUGUCAACGGCACCAGCAACAACAACAGUAAUGAGGAUGUGAACAACAAGAAAAACAGCAGCAGCAGCAGCAGCGCCAACAACAACGUCGACACGAGUGCUAAUAAAUCGACGACGGCAAUGAUGAUGAUGACAAAUGGCGACGCGUCGGCGAAGAAGCAACCCGUUGAUCAGAUUAUCGAGGACACCAAGGCCUUGUCGGUAGCGUCGCCGGCGAAGACGAUGACGGAAUCCAACGGCAGCACCAAGCCGGCGAUGAAUGGCAGCAAUGGUAGCGCGAACGGAAGUGCAUCCAAGGAAGGUCCCAAGCUUAACCUCAAUAUGACCGCGGCCGAGCUACGUGCCCAGCUGGCGGCCCGGAAGAAGUACGACCCAAAGAACGACGUGUGCGAUUUGCGCAAAAAGUACGAAAUCAUUCAGAAAAUGUGAUAUGUUGCUUAAAAUAUACCUACGGCUGGGUUACUGGAAGAGGACGGCCCUAAUUUGGUAUGCAUUGAGCGCGCGUGUGCCCGCGAGAAUGCAAAAAAAAACACGCUUCACCCUUGAUCGGUUAGUUACUUAAAGGUAUUUUUUGUUUGCUUUGCUCUUAGAUUAGUCUAACAGCAGUAGUGGUGGCAAGCUUCCUCUUCCACUUUCCUCAGCAGUAGGAGGAAAGGACACCACCAGUACUCCCUACUCGAAUGCCCCAGAUCGAUUGUACAGAAUACCAUUGCGUCAUCAUCGCGCCCUAAAUUCCAGGGUCGAGUAGGGAACACAUAUCACGAUGGAUUAUUUGAUGAUUAGAGUUAGGCAAAGAGAGUAUCAAAUAAACUAGUUUUAUUACGAUUGUAAAAUCCUCACCUCACCGCGCGCGUUUCGGUAAGAAGACUAGCUUUGUGUGUAAUUGGAGAACGCCGAGAUUGUCGCACCAAUCGAACAUCCGUUAUCUCGUUCCGGAGGGGGGAGCACACGCGGUUCGGGUUCAAUUUCACCCGGGCGCUGAUAACGGGGCGCGAAUGUGAAAACAAAAGAGUAAAGAGCGCAUCUAUAAAAUUACACAAUAACGACAGCCACAACAAUCAGUGUACAAAGGAGAACAAGUUCUGUGUACACAGUAAAUUAAUUAGCAAUUGAGCGGCGCCACCCAACUUCGCGAGGAAUUUCCCACCCCGUCUAUGGGCAUUCGACAAACACAGGCGUUCGUUAAAUUUCGAUAUCAAAAACGAUUGAAGGUCAUUAAGUUCUUGAUAAAACGCAAGUGCGUCCGUGUGUGUGUGUGUGUAUUUGAGAAAUAACCUAAAUACCAAUUUGAAACACGAAACAAAAAAGGUGACAACGGCUGGACACUAUUUAAUUAGGACGAGAAUCGAUACGCGAUGAGAAAAACAAAAUACGGAGGCAGAAAAUCAACCUCAGCAGCAGCAAAACAAGAAGAUGAUAAUGUGCCAAAAUUUUAAACACUGAAAAGUUCGCUCCUAAAUGAUUGUUUUUCUUUUCUUGCUGUUGUCUACAAUUUGAGAUAAUUUUGUCGAGUAAAAGUUAAAGAAAAAAAUAAAGAAAACAUAAAGCAACUUAUACCGUAACGCAUGUAAUUAAAAAUAGAAAUACAACAAUAUAUUU
Molecule: messenger RNA, 2768 nt
Organism: Ochlerotatus camptorhynchus
Lineage: Eukaryota; Metazoa; Arthropoda; Insecta; Diptera; Culicidae
Product: Na(+)/H(+) exchange regulatory cofactor NHE-RF1
Exons: 2
Coding region: 708-1598 (296 amino acids)
Biological process (GO): protein localization to plasma membrane
Cellular component (GO): apical plasma membrane
Molecular function (GO): protein-membrane adaptor activity; protein binding
Source: RefSeq, a predicted model, not a curated record